AAUUCCUGUCACGAACAGAUUAUAUGUGUUUAUCAGCUAUCUGAAAUAAUUCGUGGAUAGUCCAAGGACAUGCUGAAAAUUCACAAUGUUUCCCAAAAGUUGUUUCAUGUUGACUUUUUGUUAGGUAUACAUUUCAUCCUAAAGAAAGAAGGACAUAUUCCUACUGAACGUCUAUUGAAUUUCAUCUUACUAUACAGCGUUAUAUCCCAUAAGAUAAGGCUCCAUAACCACCGCAGUGAGAACCUAAAUAUUUCCGAGAAGUUCUAUGGGUUUCUGUUAAAUUCUGAAAACCAGAUUUCUCAUGCGUACAUAAACUUCCAAAACGCAAUGAACAUCGUGACAACAGGUUUCAGAGAUAACCAUUUAGUUGUGUGAGGCCCAUUUUAAUUGCACUUAAUUUUGGAACUAGCUCAUUCACAUGCUUCGGACACCGCCCUAUGACGUACAUAUUUUCCAGUACCAAAUAUUAAUAAAUUCCUUCCAGCCGUUCGGCGCAUGCGCGGUGCAUAUCCACAAGCACACAGAAAGGUAGACACGUUCCAGAAACGCCCCUUUCUCUAAUUCAGGGCUUCUGGAAACAUGUAAAUCCGUCAAUAUUUCGGGAUCGAUCUUCUUUACCAUAUACAGUGCUUCCUCAUGUAUGCUACGUACAUGACAAAGUGAAAAAGAAAUUGCUUAGAAGUUAGUAAUUAUGCCCCUUCCUUCCUGUCUAAAACAUUUAUUUUCGAGUCUGUCUUUUGACGUCAAAAGUUUCAGACAUAUUGUUACAUAAGAAGCGAAUAUGAUUCUCCCAGCGAAUGUAAGACACUCCUUUGAAGGGAGAAGAGGAGACAAGUUGUGUGACUCCACUGCCCGCCUACAGAAAUAUCGCAUUCACAGAGAGACGGAGAGCAGUAAGGUAUUUCUCCAGAUUUUGUAGAGAAAUGGUUCCACCGAAGAAAAAACAGACGGAAACCUCUGGAACAAGAGAAAAACUAAAGAAUGAUAAAGAGUUUUCCGCGAACAAAAUACAGAUCAUAACUAUGGAUUUCCUGCUUCACGUGUCUGGCCUUGUUCCGCCCAAAAAUGCAACGCCGUUCAUAAGAUUUUUGUACAAAAUAUUCAUAAGAGUCAUUUUCACGUUAAAUAUAUUAUCAUUGUUAGGGCAGCUGAUAGCAGUUUAUGUCCACUGGGGAAAUAUUACUGUGAUUUCCACAAUAAUGAGUUACAUGAGUGGCUUUCUUCUAUCACUCCUAGGCUGCGUUUAUUUCCUACACAACAAAGAUAAAUUCAUGAGGCUUAUAGAUUUGUUGAGAAAUGAAUUUGUGGCCAAUAUGAAUUCUAAGUAUAUCAAAUGUAUUCAGUUCGCAGAACGUCAAGUUAUAUUAUCUUGUAUCUAUUCAGCCCCUAUUGCUAUAAGUUUUGGUCUUUUUUCGAUCGCAGCCCCAUUUCUAAGUAACAACACAAAUUCGAAUUUCGAUAACAACACUCUUACUACAGAAAGGAAUAAUUUGGAUAGACUGAUGUUCGUGAUAUGGCUUCCUUUUGCAAUUGAAGAUUCCCCUCAGUUUGAGAUAAUCAUGGUCUUGCAAGCGAUUCUUAUAAGUUUUGGGUUAUUCAUGAUGGCUGCUGUUGAUGUAAUAUUUUUGUUACUGAUGAGUCAUGCAGCUGCUCAAUUUAAGGUUUUAUGUGCAAUGCUGAAUGACAUGCAUGAGAAUGUCUCUGAAGUUGAGUUGAACAGAACAAAGCAAAUGUCCCCGUUGCAAGAAAUUGCAGACUUCAAUUGUAUGAAGGACCCCGUGACUUCAGCAGAUGAUAUCACAUGUCUCGAAUCAGGGAGUGGAAAUUGUGGAAACCCCAGCUCCGAGACCCGCCAAGAAAAAUGUCACGUGAACAAAGAUCCAUUCCUUCUGUACCUUGUUAAAUGCAUCAAAUAUCACCAAGCUCUAAUUGUGUUCGUCAGCCAUCUCAACGAGAUCGUCAGUUUAGUUACGUUCAUGAGGAUAGUAAACUUCCCACUUAUCCUGUGUAUGACAGGAUUUGGAAUAACACAGAAUUAUGCCGACCGUCAACAAUUCUUGAAGUUCUUCUGUUUCUUUGUCAUAUCCCUAGUCGUAAUAGGGGGUUACAGCUGGUUUGGUCAACAAGUUAUUGACGAGAGUGAGAAGGUACAGCUGGCGUUCUAUAGCACCGACUGGUACAGCCAGACACCGGGAUACAAGAGUCUGCUGCCUCUGGCCAUGAUGAGGGCCUCGAGACCGUUGCGUGUGAACGCCGGAGUGUUUUUUGACAUGUCUCUUCUAACUUUUUCUUCGUUGGUGAAUGCUUCUUAUAGAUAUUUCACGAUGCUCAUUCAACUGCAUGAUUCCUAAAAAGAGGACCUAGGUGUAAAAAAAUUGAGCGUAGCAAUUAAUAAUGUGUUAAUAUAUUUGUUGAAUUAAUGGAACACGAUGUGAUUUCUAUUUUAAUGACACACGAAAAUUAAAAUUUAGUAGAGGUAGGACCAUAUGAAGAAGAUAGAGAGAGACGCUGAUAAAGUGGGUAACGUGCAACACCACGUCCCCCAAAACUUAUUCCCUUUAAUAGUUUCAAAGUUCACUACGUAUUUCGGCCAAUAUGGUCAUCAUCAUUUUUAUGAGGAAACUGCUGUCUCUGUUGUUAAUAUAUACAUGCAAGUCCCAUCGAUGGGCUUGUGUGUCUGUAAUAUGUAUGAAUUUUCUAUUAGAAUUACUGUAUUAGAAAUUUUCUAUAAUUACUUAUUUGUGUACUAACUGGAGUUAAUGUAUUGGUGUGUUUUUCUACGUGCCUUGUUCCUAAAUAUUUUGCUUAGUUGGACUGGUUCUUCUUUUUAUGAUGUAUUUUUGUCGCUAUCUGUUGUCUAUUCUUGUGUUACUUCGAACAUCAGAUUAUGGGUGUCGAUGUGUGUAUCGUUCAUUUUUAAUCCAUCUUUACUCGUUUUUUUAUAUAUGGCAUUUCUCUAAUGUAUUCAGAUUAUUUCAUUUUUUCUCUAUUUUUACAACUUUCAUAGUGUCAGUUGUACUCCCACCUGCAUGACCUGUGUUUAACAUAUGGUUGGAAUAUCGUGAGUUGCCAUUGUUAUGCCUUAUUGCCUCUAUGUGUUCUCUUUAUAUGGUCUGGAUUGUUCGGCCUGUUUGAGUCGGAAAUCCAUAUAUCUCACUUGGUAUAUACCAAUUUUCGUACUCAUUUAUUCGCAGGCGAGGCUUUAAUAGAUAUUGGUUUGUGCCUUUUUUCGGAAUGCAAUCUUUAUAUUUGUUUCUUUAAAACGUAUUGUGAUCUCUUUUAGUUAUUUUCGUAGUAUGUAAAAGUUGCUCAUUUUUUGUUGUGUUCUGUGGUUUUUAAAUGACUUAUGCUUAACUUAAUGUUAUAUUCAUUUUUACAUAACGUGUCUUGUUUAAUAUUUGGUUCUUCGUUUUUGCUUCAUUUGUUAUUGGGUAUGUAUGCACUCUGUUAAUUAAAUAUUUAAUGUUUGUUAUUUUAUGUUCAUACGGAACACAAGAUUUAAACAAUAGAUAGCGACAGAAACCUAUUAUAAAAAGAAUCAGCCCAACUCAGGAAAACUUCAUGCACAAAAACACACAACAAGGAAGAACAUAACGCACCAGCCCUUGGUCCGCGACCUACAGUGAUCUAUUGUGCCAGCUCCAGUAAGUCCACAAAUAAAUAGUAACACGACAGACAGAGAAUUUCCCAUACAGGAAUUCAAAUAGAAAAUUCACACAUAUUACAGACACACAAGCGCAUCAAAGGGACAUGCAUAUAUAUUAACAUCAGAAGAGAGAAGUUGCAUCAUCAAAAAAUUUUAACACCUGAUGACGGUCAUAUUGGCCGAAACUUGUAGUGAAAUAAUAAACUUUUAAAAUCUUAAAUUUCAUAAUUUUUUAUGGACGUGGCCUUUCACGUAAGAUUGUGAAUAAUAGAUGCUAAGUGACAAGUGCAACAGGAUUCUGAACUAUAAUAUUAGAAGAUUAAGAUAAGAUAAAAGGAUCAGACGUGGUGAAUUGUUACAAUAAUUCUCACAAUUAUUACUGUACUAACGUGUUGUUGUGGUUAUAGUAUUCAAUAUAUUGCCCAGGGCUUCUCUGUGUAUGCACGUAAAUUUCCAUUGAUGGAGAUGCUUUAAGAGCCACGCAGUAAAUAUAAGUCUACUUACCAGAAGUGUAUA
Cryptotermes secundus is the source of this 4162-nucleotide messenger RNA. RefSeq names its product odorant receptor 83a-like. Gene Ontology annotation, biological process: sensory perception of smell; detection of chemical stimulus involved in sensory perception of smell. Gene Ontology annotation, molecular function: olfactory receptor activity; odorant binding. Gene Ontology annotation, cellular component: plasma membrane. NCBI's taxonomy places the organism in Eukaryota, Metazoa, Arthropoda, Insecta, Blattodea, Kalotermitidae. Bases 924 to 2351 code for a protein of 475 amino acids. The record is from RefSeq and is a predicted model, not a curated record. The transcript is spliced from 6 exons.